ACCAAUCAAUAAUGAUAGCUGUCGGAAAAGACAUCAAUCCUAACUUUACAUCCAGAUAUGGUAUCACCGAUACUAGUAAUCUUAACAUUUUAAACUUUACCGAUGCUGAUCAAGGACUAUACAUGUGUCAGGGAGUGGUUGAUAAGGAAUUCCAACAACAUACAGUUGUAGUAAAUUUGUGUAACAUACCGGAGAUGAUCAGCUACGUUUCGUACGAACAAAACGAAAUUUCUAGUCUAGCGAAAAGAAAACUUCUCUGCAUAAACGACAAAAAUACGCAAUACAAUCACCAACUUAGCCACAGAGCAAUCAUUAGUAUUCUGAAACUUCCUACGUCUAAACAAAAUAUUGAUGAUAGAAAUAUAAACAAUGUCAAAGGGAGGUUAAUGGAGUAUAAAUGUAUGACAUUGAACGCAGACAAUUGUGUGAUUAGCAACAAUACGUUACAGUUAACUGUAGAAUGGAUAUCAAGUAAUAAAACAACAAAAGAGACUGCAGCAAACGACACGCAACUUUAUGAAUACACUUGUAAAUGUAAUAGCUCAAAUACAGAGGACCAUUUACCUUGUAAUGAAACAAUCCAAAUGUACUAUUCACAUAAGGCUGUGUACUUGGGAGAUCCUGAAAAGUAUGCCAGAGAUUCUUUUGAAUGUGUAUUGGUUGAAAGCGAUGUGUUCGAGAAAACCACAACAUCUUCUGACAUUAAACCGAAGAGAUUUAGUCAAGUAUAUACACUUAUUGGCGUUUCCGUUGUUUGUGGAAUGAUUCUAGUCGGUGUACUUAUCUGGGGCAUCAGAAGAGCUUUGUAUAAAGUCAAAUAUAACGCUGAUAACAUUGCCAGACUGGACGAAUCACACAACUGUCCAGCGGAGGGAUAUUCGUCUAUUGACAGAAGACGUAGAAUUGAAGUUGGGCAGAUGGUUUCGUAUAAAGCCAGUCGAGUCUCAAAAUCAAGUAUAGCAAAUGAAAGUGGGCAUGGACUAGUUUAUGUACCAGAAGAAAGCUCAAAUUGUAGAAGAGGUCCACAACCAGAAGAAACAAAUGGAGACGACAAUUUGCCAGUACCAUAUUUGAAAAACAUAACUUCUGGACAAAAAUUGGGUAUAUUUUGCUGUUAUGAUUAAUACUUUCUGAAUAUAGAAUGUCAGUUAACUAAUUACACAUGUAUUCAAUCUUUCUGAAUUGUAACAUCUAAAUAAAAAAAAAAUUAUGAAAGCACACAA
This is a messenger RNA of Mytilus californianus (California mussel), 1223 nucleotides long. RefSeq lists its product as uncharacterized. The record is from RefSeq and is a predicted model, not a curated record. The transcript is spliced from 7 exons. Lineage: Eukaryota; Metazoa; Mollusca; Bivalvia; Mytilida; Mytilidae. The coding region runs from base 12 to 1124 and encodes 370 amino acids.